Paramuricea clavata is the source of this 705-nucleotide messenger RNA. The record is from the annotation of a GenBank genome assembly. Lineage: Eukaryota; Metazoa; Cnidaria; Anthozoa; Malacalcyonacea; Plexauridae.
AUGGAAGUUAGAGCUCAAAGAAUUGGAAAACGUCCGUGUUUGUUCUCUACCGCAAUACACAACGUGGUAGAUGUCCAGCUAUAUGGAUUCAGUGAUGCAAGCCCAAAGGCAUAUGGAGCUGUUAGUUAUUUACGUCUUCAAGACUGCAUGGGAAACGUGGUGGUACACAUUUUGAUAGCAAAGAGUAGAGUGGCUCCUACGAGACGAGUAAUGCUUCCCAGAUUAGAAUUGAUGUCGAAAUUAGUCCAGUUUGUCUUAAACUCGCUGAAAACGAAGAUUAUGCAAUACUUUUGCUGGUCGGACAGCAUGGUGACUUUAGGAUGGAUCCGUCGACUUAGUUACAGUUGGAAGCCAUUUGUGGUAAACCGAUUGCAAACAAUUCAAGAAAACGUAGCACCAGUACAUUGGAGGUUCUGUCCUGGAGAAUCAAAUCCAGCUGAUCUUUUGACUCGUGGACAAUCAUUACAAUCUUUAACAAAUAAUUCCGUUUGGUGGCAUGGUCCUGAGUGGCUUUGCGAAUUCAUGGAGAAGUGGCCUACUGAGGUGCUUAGUGAAGAAAGUGAUGAUCUACCAGAGUCCAAGCAGAUAAGAAGUGUAACGUUGCAUUCUCAAAGUUGUUACCGUCGUGUAUUGAAGCAUGCAGAUGGUCAGAGUUACAGCACUGGUGUUAAAAGUCGUCUGUCUGUUCAAGAUGAUAUCCUUUAA